AUGGAGGACCUCCCAAUGGAUGAUAGAACGAGUCCUGCCAAUCAAAACCGACCCUUUAAAUACUUCGCCGAGUUUCCUUCUGCUACAGCAGACCAACAGCCGGAGGAAAGUGAGCAGAGCAUGAACGGCUCAGGACCCUCAACGCCUACUCACAACAUGAAUACGUUCGAGGACAGUGAUGAUAUUCGAGUCAUCAAGCCCUACGAUAUUGAAGAACCCGACGAUGAACUAGAAACUAGCUUACCAAGGGUAGAUCUACUAUGUCUCCCAGAUCCGCUCGAGCAAUGGCAGCGCGACUUGACAGACUACCUGAACGAUCUAGACUCUCAGCCCGGUGAAUUUAAUAGCAAUACAAUUCCAUUGGUGCGAAAGAGAGGGCAGAAGAGAAAGCCAGCCCGCAACACUCUCGCUACACAGCACGGGGAUCCGAGCUUCGCACCAAGACAUACAUCACCCGAGACCCAGCCUGACGUGCAUAACCAUCGCCCCAAAAGACGAAGGUUUAGCGAACUUCCAAAGUGGGACUCACAAGACAUAGACUCAUUCGGCGAUUUCCGGGAAAGCAACGCAAAUGAAAGCUCGGGUUCCGAGACAGCAUCGAUCGACCUAGGCAACGACACCAUGGACGACUCGCCUAUGGCCGAUGAGAUGGAUAUCGAUUGA
Messenger RNA from Penicillium hordei, 663 nucleotides. RefSeq lists its product as uncharacterized. The coding region runs from base 1 to 663 and encodes 220 amino acids. The record is from RefSeq and is a predicted model, not a curated record. NCBI's taxonomy places the organism in Eukaryota, Fungi, Ascomycota, Eurotiomycetes, Eurotiales, Aspergillaceae. The transcript has a single exon.